Molecule: messenger RNA, 1179 nt
Organism: Homarus americanus (American lobster)
Lineage: Eukaryota; Metazoa; Arthropoda; Malacostraca; Decapoda; Nephropidae
Product: p21-activated protein kinase-interacting protein 1-like
Molecular function (GO): protein binding
Source: RefSeq, a predicted model, not a curated record
UAGGCAGGAGUGAUGGUCGUGGUAGUAUCAUCAACAUAACCGAGGCAUCAUGGCCGUCCCAGAGAUCAUCAUCGGGACUAAUGAAGAAUAUAUCUUAGGUUAUCAAUUAUCUCCACAACAGGAUGGGACAGUGUCACUACGCCAGACCUUCGCUGACCACUCACACUCCGGCAGUGUCCGUCAGGUGGCUGUCAGUGGCAAGUACCUGGUGUCUGGAGCCUCGGAUGAGACCCUCAGAGUGUUCAAUCUACGGACGCGUGCUGAGGUUGGCAUCAUCAUGGAGCAUCAAGGUACCAUCACCAGCGUGGCCUUCCAUAAGUCGGGUUACUUGUUCUCAGCAGCACAGGACGGCCACAUCUGUAUAUACAACAGAAGGAAAUGGCAGGUUAGGCAGACAUACUGUGUUGAUUUUAAAUUAAAAUAUUUUAGAUAAUGUUACCUGUCAGUGGGUCAGGACCGAACACUGCGGACCUGGGACCUCAUCAAGGGCAGGAAGGCUUAUAUCACCAACCUAAAGACAGGUCAGUUUUCUGUCCACUGGUCACCAGAUGGCUCCCAGUAUGUGGUGGUGAAAGGCUCUUGUGUUGACCUGUAUAAAGUGGCAGUGGGUCAAGUGGUACAUUCUGUUGACUUCAAAGAGACGGUUACUUCACUUAUAUUUCUUAUGGAUGACAUUAUAGCAGUCGGUGGAGAGGGCAAAAAUAUCUGUAUCUACGACCUGACAACCAAGGUGGAGUUAACACAGUGGGCGGCUCACACCAUGCGGAUAAAGAGUCACAUACCGAGAGACACGGCGGACUCCGAGGACCUCUGGCUGGCCUCCGCUUCCUCCGACGGCAAGAUAAAAGUGUGGAGACUGGAGCUGUUAUCACUGUCAUCGUUGCCAACACUUCUGGGUGAGAUUGAUACCACUUGUCGCAUCAUCUGUAUGGACGUACACCUGCCUCCACCCCCCAGGACGCACACACCCGACUCUCAUAACGACUCGGAGGAAGAGGAGAGCGACAACGUACACACAGCCGACCAUACAUACGCGCCACCCAAGAAGCUAAAACAGCUAAAAGGAAAAACAAACUCUCCAAGAUGGUGACUCAGGGAGGGAAAUGUUGAUGACUUGAAACCUAAAAAGAAAAAGAUUAAAUUUGUCUAAAAUAUACUUAUAAUAAAUGUAAUUAAUAA